AUGCUCAAAACUACUAUAACUUUGCUACUCACCUCGGUGAUGCUAUCGAACGCCAUCGAUUGUUCAGUCAAAGAGCUUCAGCCAUACAAUUUUGAAAGUAUCAAAGGAACCCACUCAUUUUCCACAAUCAAAUCCACCCCACCAACUAAAACCAAUAUCACAUGGACUUUUGGUAUAUGCGAGUCCAUAUCUGGUGAUAAGAAGAGCGAUUUACAAAAAUGUCCACAAAAUUCUGAUAUCUGUGGUAUAACGUCGAUCUUGCGCGAUAACGAAGAUGCGAUCGUAUCUGAAAUCAUUGGGUUCAACUCAAAUCUUCAAAAAAGCUACGAUCCAUUAGGUGAUAAGGGAGAAGGUGGAAUCAAAAUCACAUAUUCGGGAGUUAAUUGGGGCGAUUCUUUACUUAAUGCGGAGAUAAGCUUUGUCUGUGAUAAAUCAAUAAAGGAAAAUCACAAGUUUGAAUUGGAUAGUUGGAACGGAGAAGUUUUGAAAGUUUCGAUGAAAUCUAAAGCUGCUUGCAUUACUAGUGAUAAUGAUAAGAAAAAAAACAAUGAUAAAAACAAGAAUUCCGAUAAGAAAAAGGAUAAUGGUGAAUCAUGGGGUUGGUUCACUUGGAUAUUCAUCUUUUUAGUGUUGUUUUUGAGUAUCUAUAUUAUCGGUGGUGCUUGGUUUCAAUAUAAUAAAGGCAAUGCUAUUGACUUCCAAAGUGCACUUAAAGAAGUGCUUGAGAACUUUUUUACAUUGUUGCAAAACUUGCCUGGUUUCAUUAGAGAGAUUCUUGAGAAGUUUGUUGGUAGAGGCAACAAUAGAGGCGAGUAUAGUGCUGUAUAA
Molecule: messenger RNA, 828 nt
Organism: Lodderomyces orthopsilosis Co 90-125
Lineage: Eukaryota; Fungi; Ascomycota; Pichiomycetes; Serinales; Debaryomycetaceae
Exons: 1
Coding region: 1-828 (275 amino acids)
Source: RefSeq, a predicted model, not a curated record